Messenger RNA from Prosopis cineraria, 1726 nucleotides. Its product is annotated as flavonoid 3'-monooxygenase CYP75B137-like. The transcript has 2 exons. NCBI's taxonomy places the organism in Eukaryota, Viridiplantae, Streptophyta, Magnoliopsida, Fabales, Fabaceae. The coding region runs from base 99 to 1628 and encodes 509 amino acids. The record is from RefSeq and is a predicted model, not a curated record. Gene Ontology annotation, molecular function: heme binding; monooxygenase activity; iron ion binding.
CAAUAUAAUAGCCCCAUACCACACUACCAAUCUCCACAGAUCCUCAGUUUCUGAGAAGCUCCUUUAAUUUCCCAGUUGAAGCUGAAAUCUUCACAUUCAUGGAUUACAUUAAGCCUGAAAAUAAUGUCACUCUCGUCGCUGUUUGGGCCAUUUUUGCUGUGACAUGGUACGUCUGGUUCUUCUUCUUCAAACCUAAUUACAAGCUACCACCAGGUCCGCCGGGACUUCCUUUGUUCGGGAACCUUCUAUCACUAGACACCGAGCUUCACUCUUAUCUGGCGACUCUGUCUCAAACCUAUGGUCCCAUCUUCACGCUCCGACUAGGAACCAAAUACGCCUUUGUCCUCACCUCCCCUUCAAUGGCUCGUCAAGUUCUCAAAGACCAUGACGUCAUUUUCGCCAACCGAGUAGUGCCGGUCGCCGGCAAGAAAGCAGCCUACGGUGGGAGAGAUAUCGUUUCGAAUCCUUACGGACCUGAGUGGCGAAUGUUGAGAAAAGUGUGUGUAUCCAAGAUGCUCAGUAACCCCACUUUAGAUUCCGUUUACACCCUCCGUCGCCGUGAGGUCCGGAAAACCGUGGGUUUUCUUUACAGCCGGGUCGGGUCUCAGGUUAACAUAGGUGAACAGAUAUUUCUUACGGUGCUGAAAGUGAUCACGAACAUGAUGUGGGGUGAGACGGUGGAAGGUGGAGAGAGGACCGUCGUCGGAGCAGAGUUCAGGGAAGUGGUGUCGGGCAUUACGGAGAUACUGGGGACGCCGAACGUGUCGGACUUUUUUCCCGGGUUGUCAUGGUUUGACUUGCAAGGUUUAGAGAGAAAGGUUAUAGUCUUGGCGAAGAGAUUGGAUCAGAUCUUUGAGAAGAUGAUUGAUCGGCGAAUCAAGAUGAAUAAGGAGAGUGAGAACGAAAGAGAAGAGAGUAAGGAUUUCUUGCAAUUCUUGUUGAAACUCAAGGAUGACCGAGACUCAAAGACACCACUCUCUAUGAUACACGUUAAGGCCCUUCUAAUGGAUAUGGUGGUGGGUGGAAGUGACACAUCCUCUAACUCGAUAGAGUUUGCGAUGGCUCAUAUUUUAAACAACCAAGAGGUGAUGAAGAGAGUCCAACACGAAUUGGAUAGUGUAGUGGGAAGAGAAAAUGUAGUAGAAGAGUCUCAUAUUCACAAACUACCAUACUUGCUUGCUGUUAUGAAAGAAACUCUAAGGUUGCACCCUGCUCUUCCGCUACUAGUACCUCACUCUCCAAGUGAAACCACAAGUGUGGGAGGCUACACAAUCCCAAAAGACUCUCAUGUGUUUGUGAAUGUGUGGGCCAUUCAUAGAGACCCUUCUAUUUGGCAUGAUCCUUUAAAGUUUGACCCUACAAGGUUCUUGGAUGCUAAAUGGGAUUAUAGUGGGAAUGACUUCAAUUACUUCCCAUUUGGGUCUGGACGAAGAAUGUGUGCAGGAAUUGCCAUGGCUGAGCGAACCUUUUUGUAUUUUCUUGCAACGUUGAUGCAUUCAUUUGAUUGGAAACUACUCCAAGGCCAUGAGUUGGAUAUUUCUGAAAAAUUUGGUAUUGUACUUAAGAAGAAAAUACCUCUAGUUGCUAUUCCCACUCCUCGAUUAUCCUGCCCAGAUCUUUAUGGUUAGAAGAAUUUAUGGGAUAAAUUAAUCAUAUAGUGUUUGAUAUGAGCAUCUUUCAAAAUCACAAGUCAAUGUUGUGAAUAAAUAAUGCAUUUAUAUUGUCA